Molecule: messenger RNA, 1334 nt
Organism: Prunus mume (Japanese apricot)
Lineage: Eukaryota; Viridiplantae; Streptophyta; Magnoliopsida; Rosales; Rosaceae
Source: RefSeq, a predicted model, not a curated record
AUCAGUGGUUUUGAUACGCCAAUUGCUUGGCAAUCGCAACCACCCGUGUGCUGCAGGUUUUCUUCAUCAUCUUCACACCCAUCCAAAACCUAACUUCAGUACCAAAUACCGCAUCAUCUUCACCGAUUAGAGUGGAUAGCCGUUUCGCUCCGACCCAACUCUUUCAAUCUCUGCGACAGGGACAUGACCACUCCGCAACCCUACUCUCAGAUUCAGAUUCAGUUUCAAAUAUUUUACUUUCAGGUCGCUCAAACCUAUUCGUCAUUAAUAGCCUCAUCAUCUGUUACGAUGCACUUGAUAAAGUUAAAGAUAAACGUAUGUCUGCUGUUUUCUUCUACACAGCACGCUGGUGCCGGACUACCUAUCAGUGGAUAACUCCAAUCUUUGAUGAGUUGCGUGAGCAAUUCCCACAUAUAACAAUGUUUAAGGUUUACACGGAUCAGAAUAUCUCUGGAUCCAUGUUGGACAAGUUGGGAAUUCAGGAUACGCCGACGUUCCAUUGCUAUCUAAAGGGGGAAAGGGUAGAUGAGAUUGCCGGUUAUUCCGUCAGACACUUGAAAAAGAGACUCGAAAAUGUCUACAAUCCAUCUGGGAUGAAGAAAAGGAGAAGACAAGGUAAGGAAGAUGACAAGGAUGGAGGAAUUGUUGAAGUACUUCCUAGUAGGCUUCCUGAAACAUCAAUUCAGAAAGUGAUCUUGGAACUUAAACAAUUAAUUUUUGAUGAAGAUGAUCAGGAAGAUGAUCAGGAAUAUGAUCUGAAAGAUGACCAGGAAGAUGAUCUGAAAGAUGAUCAGAGACAUGAUCAGGACAAGAUGUGGUGGUUUGCAAAAGGGUUGGUUUCAUGUGAAAAGAAGAUGAAGAUCUUUUGUAAAUUGAAAGAUCCUGAAGCCAAGCUCAAAUGGAUUAAGAGGGAAAUGGCUAAGGUUCCUAGGAGGCUUCCUGAAACAUCAAUUCUGAAAGUGUUCUUGGAACUUAAACAAUUAAUUUUUGAUGAAGAUGAUCAGAGACAUGAUCAGGACAAGAUGUGGUGGUUUGUAAGAGGGUUGGUUUCAUGUGAAAAGAAGAUGAAGAUCUUUUGUAAAUUGAAAGAUCCUAAAGCCAGGCUCAAAUGGAUUAAGAGGGAAAUGGCUAAGGAAUGAGCUGGGAGCACCUAUAUUAUGCUUUACGUUUUUUUUACUUGUGUCUGGUUUAAGACUUGUGUGGUGCUGGAUUUGGAAUUUGGCUAAUUUACCUUGUGCUUGACUAUGAGUUAUGUAAUAGGAGUAUGUUGACUGCUAUCAUGUACCAUCAUGCAAUUGUAGUAAAGCUUAUUUAGAUUUUCAAGUAUGCAUAUG